CGGAAGCCGAGCAGGCCGGUCGCCUGGGCCGCAGACCUGUGCGUUCGCCGCGGUUGUCGCAGUUCCGGCCGAGCGGCCGCUGGGUUCUGACGGCUGGCCGCCGUCCUGCGGGCAGGCACCGGUAGCGGCGGGUGUCUCGCUCCGCCGGCCCAGCUCCCGCGGGAAUCCCCGGCUGGUCCGGGCCCGGGCACCACACUCACGGCGGCUCCGUCGCAGGCACGGAGCGAGGAGCAGCCCGCGUCCUCCGAGGUCAGCGUCAUGAGGAGCCUGCCAUUCUUCUGUCGCACGGUGGUGCGUGGCUUCGGCCGCGGCUCCAAGCAACUGGGCAUCCCCACAGCCAAUUUUCCUGAACAAGUAGUAGACAAUCUUCCAGCUGAUGUGGCCACUGGUAUUUAUUAUGGUUGGGCCAGCGUUGGGAGCGGAGAUGUCCAUAAAAUGGUGGUGAGCAUCGGGUGGAAUCCAUACUACAAGAACGUGAAAAAGUCCAUGGAAACCCACAUCAUCCAUACCUUCAAAGAGGACUUCUAUGGGGAAACUCUCAAUGUGGCCAUUGUUGGCUAUCUCAGACCUGAGAAGAACUUUGAUUCUUUAGAGUCACUUAUUUCUGCAAUUCAAGGUGAUAUUGAAGAAGUUAAAAAACAACUGGAUUUACCCGAACAUUUGGAACUCAAAGAUGACAAUUUCUUCCAAGUUUCUAAAGGCAAAAUUAUGAAUGGCCACUAAUGAAAAGUCCCUUACCUGCCUACCANUAGUGUCGCAGUGCUUCUGAUACAGUCUCAUAUUGUUCAUAAUUUAAAUCAAGUGUUUCCCUGUAGCUGUCAAGGUCUCCAGCAGUUCACUCCAUCAUGUUGCACAGUACUGAUUCAUUCAGAAAUCAAGACUUUAAAUGUAAUAUGUUGAUUCAAAUGUAGCAUGAGAAAGCUUGUACUGAAAAUAAAGUCUGUGAGUGUGGGUGGAAAAGNAAGUUCCUGAGGAAAAUGAGGACUGACCAUAGUUCUUGUGACUGUGCGUGCUGGCAGUGUCACUGGCAAGCCCCAGCCAACACAUACUGCUGAACAGAAGCUUUCCAGGAAGUGCAACACACACACACACACACACACACACACACGCUCCCCCUGAGGUCACUUCCUGGUAGUGUCUCAAUGCUCUGUGUGGAGUUACUUCAGGUUGAGGUGGCCUCGAUCGCCCCGAAUCAGGGCUUUUGCUUUUCUGCACAGUACUGAGGCUCCAACCCAGUGCCUUACACGCCAGGCAAGUAUGACCACUGAGCUAGGCUCUGCCCCUUUACUUUUGAAGCCAUGUGAUGGAUGGCUACAAUGUCUGUGUGUUGCCCUUUUUGAAGAGUAGAUGGUUUUGCUCUUUAACAUUUUUGUGACUUNNGUUUAUUUUCUUCCCAUGUUGCCCAGAGAUUACUUGUGUNCNUGCCAUUCUNCUCAGAACUNANUGGUGGUCAGGUUCAAGUGUGCAUUUUGUUUUUAAGAAAAAUAAAAUAAGCUGUAUUUAUAGAUUUACGUGGAAUUGAAAUGAACACAGCCAGUUCCUACCCAACCCUGCCCCUGCCCUGUGCUUUUUUUUUUUUUUUUUUUUUUUUGAAGUGUGGUCCUGUGCUUUCAAAGUAAAUAUAGUUCUCUAUGACCAGGCACUUAAAUAUAAUUUACAAGUCCUUGCAGCUUCAGAACCAGGAGAAGUUUCAGUUCAUCCUUUAUAUCUCCUGGUUUCCCUCUGGUCCCUCCCCUUUCCCUCUUGGUGGCUUGAGUUGUUUAUGUUGGCAGAAGGUUGACAUUCGAUGAUCGAUUGCUUCCAGCUCACCGGGGCAUUGAAUCAUCAUUUGUUGAAUGGCAACAGGUUUGCUGGGGCAGAGGCACUGCCUAGAGGGAGCGUGCACAUGAAAAUAGAAAGGUCAUUUAACAACACACAGACCCAGGGGCUUGGCCUCUACAUGUGUGUGCAAGGAGCGGUGUGGGGAGGGAUGGGACUCACUCAGCCCUGUGGAUGUGUUCUAUGGGUGAGCAACAUCCCUAGCCUUCAAAAUAGAAUUUUUGAUGUUGGAAAUCCCAUAUUUAAAGGAAACCUUAUCAAUGGAUUUAUGAAGGAAAGUUAAAAAACAAACAUGCACAGUACAAAAUCUGUGGCUUUUUUUUUUUUUUAGUAAGAAUAGCUUGUUAUGUCAUUAAGUAUAUCAAUGUUCAUGGCUAAUGUUAUCUCAUAUUUUGUUAAACAGUUGUUAUUUGGAAUUAUAUGAUUGUGGUUUAGGGCUUAGUUAAUUCUCAAGAAUUCAAAAACUUAUUGAUGUAUUGUAAGAAAUUACAGUACCACGUUGAUUAGUCUGAAUGUUUGCAGGCAUUGGAAUAAAAUCUGACUGUUUUUUUUUUCCCUCUUCCCCAUCA
Mus pahari (shrew mouse) is the source of this 2387-nucleotide messenger RNA. It is a transcript of the gene Rfk, whose product is annotated as riboflavin kinase. Gene Ontology annotation, molecular function: riboflavin kinase activity. The record is from RefSeq and is a predicted model, not a curated record. Gene Ontology annotation, biological process: riboflavin biosynthetic process; FMN biosynthetic process. Gene Ontology annotation, cellular component: mitochondrion. Lineage: Eukaryota; Metazoa; Chordata; Mammalia; Rodentia; Muridae.